This is a messenger RNA of Chelonus insularis, 2022 nucleotides long. RefSeq lists its product as uncharacterized. Gene Ontology annotation, biological process: viral life cycle. The transcript has a single exon. The record is from RefSeq and is a predicted model, not a curated record. The coding region runs from base 10 to 2022 and encodes 670 amino acids. Lineage: Eukaryota; Metazoa; Arthropoda; Insecta; Hymenoptera; Braconidae.
UAACUAGUUAUGGCAAGGCCGACAUCAGAAGAUCUCCGUAAUGCUCAACAAUAUGCAAAUCAAAGAAUAAAGCUGCUUUAUAUAAAAAAAAUGUUUAAUAAAUUCCCUCAUAUAACUUCAUGGUUAGAGUACAAAGUAUCAAGAGCUAAUCCAAAAUCUGACUACAAUUAUCCAGAAAAAUUUAAACCACGAGCAAUUUUUGUAGAAACUAAAAUCACUAAAAAAUUAUGUGAAGGUAAACUUUCAUGUAAUCAAUUUACCGGAAUACCUAAGAACGAUGGAAUUUGUGAGGUGAAUCAAGAAGCAGCCAACUAUCGAGUUGGUGACGGAGGAAAAGUAGGAGAACAGAGAGCAGGGAUUCAUUAUGACGUCCACUGUCAACCUGCAUGUUAUCACUUAAAAGAAAGAACGGGUCCUAAUGAUAAGGACGUUCAUUCCUUUCCAUUACGGUAUUUUAAUAACCAAUGCACUAUAAUCAAUCCCGCAUUGUUAAAGUGGAUGGAAUUCCCUUACUUCCGGUCAGAAACAAUUUACGAACAUCGUGUUAAUGACUUACCAGCUGGGUUCAAUCGAUCUAUUGCUCCAAGUUCACUUACAACAUCUGGAUUAAAUUAUGAGUAUAAUAAAAUUUAUUGUGAUUCAUUCUUUGACAAAUUUGAUGACGUUAAGAAAAAUUGCUCUACUCCUUGGUACGAAAUAAUUGGCAAUGCUAUUGUUGGUGAAUAUAUUAUCAAGCUUUGUAAAGCAGCACAUCGUGCUCAAAUAAAUGGAAAUUGGAAUGACUUGCCCCCAACAGCUGAUCUCCCAACUGUGCCUACCCUAGAUCCCAAAAAGAAGAUGAAGCUUAGAGAUUGGUACAAUGAUAUUAAUUUAAGUUUCAAAUGUCCAGAUCCUGAAAUGAAUUUAGCUGAGGAUACUCCAAAACAUCCACUAAACAGAGAAAAAAAACUUGAGGAAUUAAAAACGAUUGAAGAUUCACUAAAAAAGCCACUAGUCUCUGUAGGCGAAUGGCAUGAAAUAAAAACUGAAAAACUCACCAAGAAUAUAAAAAGUCAUCGAACCCGAAGGCAAGCAAAAAUUCCAACAGAUUCUUCUAUUGCAAAAGACCCAUUCCUUAAAAUCUUCAUGAACUUUGCAAAAAUGUUUCUCGAUCCAAAUAUGUACAGAGAUUUAGCUAUUUUCAUUGGUACUCAAUCUCUUGCCAAAAUGCUCAAAAAACUCGAGAUUUACAUGACCAAAGAAUUAGGUCCAAAAUUAUUUGCUCAAUUUAUGGAAACCAAACUGAUGACAAGCAUCUUUGGUGAAGUAAUAAAAGGAACAAUAGAACAUAUAUCAACAUCACUUGUUACCAAAGUUUGUUUUGAGUUUGCUUCUAGAAUAGCUUUCCUUUUAAAUCCAUUGACCGCAAUGUUUGAUUGGGCCCUGGUAUUAACUAUGAUGAUGGACAUGAUUUUAACUUUCGUGGAUCCAUUGAACCUGAACAAAAAAUAUCCAGAAGGUUAUUUAGAAAAUUUAAUUAUUUCAAGUGAACAUACAUUAAAAAAACAGCUAAACAUGACUGAACCGGUCAUUAAAUUUGAAAUAUUCGUGCAAAUGCUAUUGACACAGGAAGAAGUUGGAGAGAUAUCUCUACACUCUUGGAGAUAUAUUAAUGAAUAUUUGGCAGCAUUAGACUACAAUUCUGAAGGUUCUAUAAUUAUUCAUGAUGAGGAGAAAGAUGCUCAUGAAGUAAUCACUCAUUAUUAUGAAAAUAAUCAAGACGAGAUUGAAAAAGUUCAUUUAUUUACUGAAAAUGAUAUAGAAUUGUACGAACAUGAUCACAUGUGUCGUAUGAAAUUGAUAGAUAAGGUUAAAAGAGCAUAUUGGCUUAGUGGUAUUGGACUAAUAGCAGCUAUUAUUAAAGAAAAUAUCAUUAUUUCAUACGUUUUAGUUAUUCUCACAAGUAUUUUAGUUUAUAUACAGUAUUUAGUAGCAGAAAUAAAAGAUUUCACUGACAUUGAGUUUUAUUUCCAAUGGAUUUAA